AUGCUGCGGAUCGUGAGCCAGAGCCACGUCAGCCCCACCAUUGGCGUUAGCGAUAGUUCGCUCAAAUUCACUCAUGUCCUUUGCAACCUCUCGCCGGCCGAGCUAUACGAGCAGGCCAUUAAGUACGAGAAAGGAUCCUUCAUUACUUCCAGCGGCGCCAUAGCCACACUUUCCGGCGCCAAGAGCGGCCGUUCCGCAAAGGACAAACGCAUCGUGAGAGAUGAAACGACUGAGGAUGAUCUUUGGUGGGGAAAGUAUGUGCACACUCUCUCAAUGCAAAUAUUGAGAUGGAAGAGCACACUUUCAUGGUUAACAUAG
Molecule: messenger RNA, 318 nt
Organism: Striga asiatica
Lineage: Eukaryota; Viridiplantae; Streptophyta; Magnoliopsida; Lamiales; Orobanchaceae
Source: the annotation of a GenBank genome assembly